Hevea brasiliensis (rubber tree) is the source of this 1122-nucleotide messenger RNA. Its product is annotated as protein C2-DOMAIN ABA-RELATED 7. The record is from RefSeq and is a predicted model, not a curated record. Bases 406 to 921 code for a protein of 171 amino acids. NCBI's taxonomy places the organism in Eukaryota, Viridiplantae, Streptophyta, Magnoliopsida, Malpighiales, Euphorbiaceae. The transcript is spliced from 3 exons.
AAUUAGCCUUCACCUUGGAUUGCAUUCUCGCGUCACUGUUCUGAGCGUUCGUUGAAAGCUAGAAGCUUAGCAAUGAGGACCUAGGGACUGAGGAACAGAAGGCCUUCGCAUAUUUCUUCGAUGUGGGACUCCUGAUCCUGUUACAACUUUGAAAGAAGGGCAGAGCAAGCAUAUUAGCGGUGGCCACGCGGGCAUACACGUGCAAUCGCGAGAGGCUUUUGUUCUGAUUCUUAACAUUCUUUUCUAGAAACUAUAAUUUACACGCGUUGCAAUCAACCAAUUACAUUCCUCAGAUUGCCCAUUAAUUUUUUUCCUUUCCCUUUUUUUUUUUGCCUAAUUUAUAUAAUAUUGCCUUUUGAAAAAUUUUGAGUCAUCUGAAAUUGUUUCCGUCUCAAGCUUUUGGCAAUGGAGAACAUUCUUGGUCUUCUUAGGAUUCGGGUGAGAAGAGGGGUAAAUCUAGCAGUUCGUGAUCAUGGUGGUAGCGAUCCUUAUGUGGUCGUCACCUCGGGACACCAGAAACUGAAGACUCGAACGGAGAAAAAUAACUCCAACCCUGAAUGGAAUGAUGAAUUAACUCUUUCCAUCACAGAUUUGAAUGUUCCAAUAAAAUUAGAAGUUUUUGACAAAGACACAUUCACUGAGGAUGACAAGAUGGGCGAUGCAGAAAUUGACAUCAAACCAUAUAUAGAGAUUCUUAAGAUGGGCCUGCAAAAUCUCCCAAAUGGCUGUGUAGUAAAAAAAGUUCCUCCAAAAGUGGACAACUGCCUUGCUGACGAGAGCCAUAUCAUUUGGAACAAUGGCGAAAUCACCCAGGACAUGCAUCUCAGAUUGAGAAAUGUAGAGUGUGGUGAAGUGGAGGUUCAAAUUAAGUGGAUCAAUGUUCCAGGUAGCAAGGGAUUGGAAAUUGAAGGUAGCAGCUAAACAUGUUGAUCUGCUCAUACUUUAUGAUGUAUGUAUAUAUUCAAGCUUCAGGACCUUGCUUGAAAUGAGAUUUAGCAACUUUAAUAAACACAAAGAGAUGUUUAGCUAUUUAUGCUCCUAUGUAAUAGUGAGAAUCAUGUAGUGCAUAAUGUGUGGGCACAUGUGUAUUUGGUUCCUAUUUACCUCUCAGUUUUUCUGCAA